AUGCAGGCCAAUACAGCACCGGGCGCUGCGUCGCCAUUCAUGCCGUUGUUCGACCAGUUCCGUUCCGAGCUUGACCAACAUCACGAUCGCAGGGAGAGGAUCAUCAAAGCAUCGAGAGACAUUACGGCGGCUUCGAAGAAGAUUAUCCGCGCCGUGAAGCAGCCUUUACCAGAACAUGUCGUCAAAAGCAACCAGCAAUACUACGACAUCAUUUCCGAACGAUUUGCAUCAGUCUCGCGAGAUCUCCAAGGACUCAACGCCCACCGCUACGCCCGGCAGAUCAGUGGCGGAUGCCAGGAGUGGAUGGAAGCAGCCUCUUUCCAGCACUAUCUCACCACUGCCAAACUCCUCACCUACGAAGAAUCAGUCGCCCUGAUGCGAAGUCUCGAUCCCGAAGGACCUGGAGUGGAGUUGAGCCCGGAAGACUACUUGCUCGGCAUCUACGACAUGACGGGAGAGCUCAUGCGUUUCUCGAUCACGGCCAUGGCUACUAGUGGUUCCUUGCCGAUGAUCAAGGAGGACGAUGCGGAGGAGACGAUGUCCGAUGUGGCAUCUGUCGGAAGCGAACGAAGUGUUCUGAAUGAUAUGCGUGCCUUGCGUUCUGCCCUUGAAGCUUUCAAUGCUGGAUACGGACCGUUCGCCAAGGACUCGGAGAAGAAGAUGGAGGUCAUGCGGCAGAGCGUGGAAAAGGUGGAGCGAUCACUGUACGGACUGGUGGUGCGCGGCGCUGAGAGGCCAAAGGGCUGGCUUCCGGACGCUGACGGUCCACGGGCUGUCGAGGUCGAAGCUUGA
Molecule: messenger RNA, 792 nt
Organism: Zymoseptoria tritici IPO323
Lineage: Eukaryota; Fungi; Ascomycota; Dothideomycetes; Mycosphaerellales; Mycosphaerellaceae
Exons: 3
Coding region: 1-792 (263 amino acids)
Cellular component (GO): cytoplasm; nucleus
Molecular function (GO): sequence-specific DNA binding; RNA binding; RNA endonuclease activity
Source: RefSeq, a predicted model, not a curated record